This is a messenger RNA of Suricata suricatta (meerkat), 4220 nucleotides long. RefSeq names its product leukocyte receptor cluster member 8. Gene Ontology annotation, cellular component: nucleus. The coding region runs from base 273 to 2396 and encodes 707 amino acids. The transcript is spliced from 10 exons. The record is from RefSeq and is a predicted model, not a curated record. Lineage: Eukaryota; Metazoa; Chordata; Mammalia; Carnivora; Herpestidae.
GGAUGUGCUCAGACAGGAGCCCCCGGGUGGGUGCGCUAUGGAGCCGGCCCUCACGUGGAGGUGGGCUGCAGGGUGUGAAUGCCCACCGCCGCCAGGCCACAGCUGGGCCCAGGGGAGAGCGGCUCUGGGUCUGAGCCUGAGCCUCGGCAGCUGUCAUAGGCUCCGGACAGUGAGGUUGGGGAGGGUCACGGCCCAACGUUGGCUGUGGCCGCGGGGCAGCGUGAGAGCUGGCACAGAGGGGUCUGCUUCCCCCCCAGCCCCCGGUCCCCGGCAUGGAAGAGAGCAUGUCCUACCAGGCACCCCCUCAGCAGCUGUCGGCAGCCCAGCCCCCUCAGCCCUCCAGUGCCCCGCAUGGGGCUCAUCCUCUGAACAGCGGCCCCCAGCCUGGAACAGCCCCCGCCACGCAGCACAGCCAGGCAGGGCCCGCCUCGGGCCAGGCCUACGGGCCACACGCCUACUCAGAGCCUGCCAAGCCCAAGAAGGGCCAACAGCUGUGGAACCGGAUGAAGCCAGCCCCUGGGACUGGCGGUCUCAAGUUCAACAUUCAGAAGCGGCCCUUUGCCGUCACCAGCCAGAGCUUCAGCUCCACCUCGGAGGGUCAGCACGGCAGCUUCGGCCCCCAGCCUAACCCCGAGAAAGCCCAGAACCACCGGGGGAGCCUGUCCGGGAAGCCCGACGACUGGCCGCAGGACAUGAAGGAGUACGUGGAGCGCUGCUUCACGGCCUGCGAGUCGGAGGAGGACAAGGACCGGACGGAGAAGCUGCUCAAGGAGCUGCUGCAGGCCCGGCUGCAGGAUGGCUCCGCCUACACCAUCGACUGGAGCCGGGAGCCCCUGCCGGGGCUGACCCGGGAGCCUGUGGCUGAGAGCCCCAAGAAGAAGCGGUGGGAGGCCCCUAGCAGCCUUCAUCCUCCCAGGGGGGCAGGCUCAGCGACCAGGGGCGGGGGUGCCCAGUCCCAGCGAGGGACGCCGGGGGCUGGGGGUGCUGGCCGAGCCCGGGGCAGCAGCUUCGCCAAGUUUGGCAACCGCAAUGUCUUCAUGAAGGACAACAGCUCCUCCUCCAGCACGGACUCGCGCUCCCGCUCCUCCUCCCGGUCCCCCACCCGCCACUUCCGCAGAAGCGACUCCCACUCGGAUUCAGACAGUUCUUACUCAGGGAACGAGUGUCACCCUGUGGGUCGCAGGAACCCUCCCCCUAAGGGCCGAGGAGGUCGGGGGGCCCACAUGGAUCGGGGCCGAGGCAGGGCGCAGCGUGGGAAGAGGCACGACCUGGCUCCCACCAAGCGCAGCCGCAAAAAGAUGGCUGCGCUGGAGUGCGAGGACCCUGAGCGUGAGCUGAAGAAGCAGAAGCGGGCGGCGCGCUUCCAGCAUGGACAUUCCCGCCGCCUGCGCCUCGAGCCCCUGGUGCUGCAGAUGGGCAGCCUGGAGAACAGCGGCGCGGACCCCGACUGGCAGGAGCUGCAGAUCGUGGGCACCUGCCCUGACAUCACCAAGCACUACCUGCGCCUCACCUGUGCUCCCGACCCAUCCACUGUGCGCCCUGUGGCCGUUUUGAAAAAAUCACUGUGCAUGGUCAAGUCCCACUGGAAAGAGAAGCAGGACUACGCCUUCGCCUGCGAGCAGAUGAAGUCAAUCCGGCAGGACCUGACGGUGCAAGGCGUGCGGACAGAGUUCACGGUGGAGGUGUACGAGACGCAUGCCCGCAUCGCCCUGGAGAAGGGUGACCACGAGGAGUUCAAUCAGUGCCAGACGCAGCUCAAGUCGCUGUACGCCGAGAACCUACCGGGCAAUGUGGGCGAGUUCACCGCCUAUCGGGUCCUCUACUACAUCUUCACCAAGAACUCAGGAGACAUCACCACGGAGCUGGCGUACCUCACGCGGGAACUGAAGGCAGACCCUUGCGUGGCUCACGCCUUGGCGCUGAGGGCAGCCUGGGCCCUGGGCAACUACCACCGCUUCUUCCGGCUGUACUCGCGAGCGCCCUGCAUGUCCGGGCACCUGGUGGACAAGUUUGCGGACCGGGAGCGCAGAGCUGCCCUCAAGGCGAUGAUCAAAACGUAUGUGAGGCUGGGUUCUCUCCCUGCCCCUCUUCUCUGCCAGCCUGGCCGCCAUCUACCCCGUCUCCCCUCCUCCCUCCGCACACUCUGGGCAGUCAGGCCUCCAGCUCCUGUGCCCGGGCCUGCGGUCCUCUCUGCCCGUCUGUCUUUCCACAUAUGCGCUGCUCCCCAGUCGCUCCUGCUUCCCUCCACACAGUCCGCCCUCCGCAUCUCCGUGUCCCACCCUGUCUCGCCGCUCCGGGGCGCCCUCCCCGCCCCGCCGAGUCUGUGUUCCUCCUGCUCUGUCUUCUUGCUCUGGGCUCUUGGUUUCCUUUCUCCGAGAUCUCUGUUCACCUUUUGAGGCUUUCCUGUCCCUGAGCUCCCACUCUGUAGAGACAGACUAGGAAGGACAGCCCUGCUCUUGGUAGCUUCUGCUCCGAUGAGACAGGACCCCGUUUCUGUUUGAGCUCCUUGAAGGUGCAGAGUGCUUAGGGGAGACGGGAGUGAUUCGGGGGCAAGCCAGGUCAGCACGGUCCUCUGUUCAACAGAGGUCAGCAGUGCCGCGUGUGCGUGUGCGUGCGCGUGUGUGCGUGUGUCCGUGCGCGUGCACCAGUGUGUGGUGGGGAACUUGUGGGCAGGCCAGGGUGACAUGGGGCCACGUCAGGAGACGUUUGUUGUCACAACGAGGGGGUGCUACUGCUGUCUAGUGGGUGGAGCCCCUCGUGCCCAGGAUGCCCCACAACAGAAUCACCGGCCCCAGGGUCAGUGUUGCCAAGGUUGAAAACCCUCGGUCAGAGGUCAGUAGGUCCAAGGGGGCACAUCGGUGAGCGUAGCCACAGGGAUGGUGUGGAGCUGAGGAGGGACAGUCACCCUGAAGUUAGGAGAUGCUCGCACUCAGGGAUCCAGUUUGGGUCCAGAAGAUUUGAGGCAGAGGCCGAGCCGGGGCAGGGCCACAGAAGUAGAGACAAGGACGUGGGGCAGGGACACGGAGGAGGCAGGAAACACAGGGCGUGGUUGCAUACAGGGGUGACGGGAGGCCCUGGAGACUGUCCCUCAGUCUGCCCUCUGCAGCGGGACAGCCGCUCCAGGGAGUCGUGCAGGCAGGCUGUGCCUCGGAGCAGGGGCCCUGGCCUGGCACUGGCCACACGCUGGCUCACCCCUUCCUUACUCCCUGGCAGACACGUCCCUCCCUCCCAGAGCCUCCAGAACCAAGUGCUGCAGGGCGAGCAAGAGGCCAGGUCAAAUGCAGGGAGAAAUAGGCUCUCCUGUGUUCCCCAUGGAUAUGCAGGGCCACGAUGUGGCACGGGCCUGAGGCAGGACUGGUUCCUGUCCUCUGGGCCGCUUACUCGCUGUGUGGUUUGGAGCUCCGGGUUCCUUCCUUCGUGUGUGUGUGUGUGUGUGUGUGUGUGUGUGUGCGUGUGUGUGUGUGUGUGUGCGUGUGUGUGCGUGUGUGUGUGUGUGUGUGUGUGUGUGUGUGUGUGUGCGCGUGCGUGCGCGCAUAAAGGGCGGGGCUGACACAGUUUCUGGGAGAGAGCUCAGCCAGUUCACAGCCGUUUCCUGGCACAUGCCAAGUGUCUUGUUGGCAACUGCAAGUGCCUGCGCCAGCGUGCAGGGUGUAGUGUGGGCUGACCCUGUGCCCAGGGUUCCCCAGGCACUUUGACCAGGAAGGGCAGGUUCCCCAGAAUAGCUGUCAGGCCCGCCAGCCCGUGCCCAUGGCUGUGGCCUCGGGUCACUCCCUCUGCCUGGCCCCUGCCCUUGGGCCACAGUGGGCCCUCCUCUGUGGGCCUGCUCAGGCCCUUGAGCAGCAGAGGAGCCGGCUGGGCCCUUCCCUCCCACCCCCUCUCCUUGGUCCCCCCCGUACAGGUAAGUGAGGGUGAAGGGGGGCACAACCGGGGCUGGGGCCACCACCCCUGCCCCGGGCCCCCCCGAGCCCCUGGAGGUGGGGAGGGCGGGUAGGGGGGUGGUGAGAGGUCAGCAGGGAACGUGCUGAGGAAGCCCUUUGGGUGCCCGAAGGGGGGGCACCCACUCCCUGCUCGUGGGGCCCUCCCCUGCCCCCUGCCCGCCUCAUCACAUUCUCCUCUUGUCUCCGUAGCUUCCGCCCUGCGCUGCCAGUCUCCUACCUGCAGGCCGAGCUGGCCUUCGAGGGCGAGGCCGCCUGCCGGGCCUUCCUCGAGCCCCUGGGCCU